Messenger RNA from Teleopsis dalmanni, 1650 nucleotides. RefSeq lists its product as uncharacterized. Bases 329 to 1585 code for a protein of 418 amino acids. The record is from RefSeq and is a predicted model, not a curated record. The transcript is spliced from 5 exons. Lineage: Eukaryota; Metazoa; Arthropoda; Insecta; Diptera; Diopsidae.
AUUUUUUUUCAUAUAAUUUUAAACAUUUCAGAAUUUUAGUGAUCUUUCAGUAAGUGCAAAAAAAAAAAAUGAAUAUUUUUAUUAUUUAAUUUAAGCUUGUGCUGCUUGACAAAAUAACAAAAACUCUAUAAGUGAAAUUAAGUGAAUUCGGAAAGUUGAACAGCGUCAGAAAACUUUUACGGGAGGCGAUAUAUUGUUUAGUUUGCUUACAACUGAUAUGCAAGUAAAUGAAUUUAAUUCAGCAAAUGCAUUUAAUAUAAAAAGGCAGACAUAUCUACGCUUAGUCUUCCCGGGACCGUCGGAUUGUGAAUAAUAGUUUCUUAUAAAAAUGAGUGAAAAUACUGAUAUGUACAAUGCCGAUGAACUAGAGCCACCGCAAUGGCUAAAUACGGAUUUCUUCAAUAAUGUAUUGCGAAAUUACCUUCAGGAUGCCAAUUUAAAAAUAUUAAGUUUAAAAAUCACUCCCGGUACCAUGAAGGGCGAUCAUUAUGGAAGUGCUAUGUUUCGUAUAGCUCUUAUUUUUGAACAGAAAGGAGUAAAACACGAGAAAUGUUUGAUUAUAAAAACAUUUCCAGAAGCAGAACAUAAACAGGAUGUGUUUGAAGAAUCGCAUACAUUCGAAACUGAAAUACUUAUUUACAGGGAUGUUAUACCGAAUUUCGUGAAAACAUUAGAGUCCAUUGGGGAUAAUAUGAAAUUUGGGCCAAAUUGUCUUCAUGCUAGUAUAGAACCGAAGAAGUGUUUAGUUUUUGAUGAUCUUGUGAAGUUAGGCUACGUUCUCUUACGUGAUCGUGAAGCAAAUAUCACAGAGAGCAGAUUGGCGCUCUUGAAAUUGGCUAAAUGGCAUGCACUAGGUUUUAAAUUAAUCAAAGACGGGAAAGCUAAAAUGCUUGACAAAUUUCGAUACAGUAUGUUCAGUCUCAAAAAUUUGGUUGCUGAUGAUUAUUUUCAAAACGGCAUUACACAUUUCAUAAAUAUGCUUGGUGGACAGCCUGUUUUAUUAGAGUAUAAACUAUACUUUGAGAAAAUACGUCCAAAUCUAAUAGAAAAAUGUCUUGCUUCAUUUAAUGAAUUCUACAAUGGACCACAAGAUGGAUCGUUAUAUGCACUUUGUCAUGGGGAUUUUCAUUUCAAAAACAUGAUGUUCAAAUACAAUCCUAAAGAUGGCAGUCUAGAAGAUGACAUGAUAUUGGAUUAUCAAUUUUCUCAUGUUGGUCCUAUGGUGAAUGAUUUAAAUUAUGCAUUCAUCAUGCUUUGGGAUAAGGAACAACGCCUUCACCAUUUCGAUGGACAUUUACGUUAUUAUUUUGACAAUUUAUUGGAUACAUUGAAAAAGAUUGGAUAUAAAGGAGAGUUACCAACUUUCGAAAACUUGAAAGAUCAAUUCCUAAGGCAAAAGUAUUACGUGUUUUUCAUGUUGACAACAUUUUUGCCUAUGUGGCGUUCAUUCUAUACGGGUGAUUCUGAGCCUGUGAUGACAUCGGCGGAAUAUCGAAAAAAUUGCUAUAAGCAACAAUAUUUGAUUGAUGAAAUUCACGAGCUACUACCACUGUAUAAGAAGUUUGGUUACUUUGAUGAUUUAUAAUAAAUAAUAUAUAAUGAUUUAUUGUAUUGGAAAAUAGUAUUGAUAAUAUUAGUAAUAAUAGUAUU